CUCAAAACCCUAGAAAGCAACAAAAUAAAAUAAAAUAUUAUAUAAAGUAUAUGUUAUGGAGAGGGAGAGAAGAAGAGAGUGAACAAAGCAACACAAAAAAUUAUAUAUAAAUACUCAAAACACCCCUCCUUUACUUUUGCUACUCAUUUUGGCUCCUCUUGUUUCUUUCUUUGCUUUCUCUCUUCUAUCUUCAACUCAUCACAAACACAAACACAUAUACACAAUACUCUUUUCUUCUCUUUAUUUUGUUGAUGUGAUAUUUCUCUCCACUAUUAUCUCUAACCCUUUUACAAAAGAAAAAGCUCCAAAGAGAGAAACUAUGACUUUUACAUCCAUACAAGCAGCUUAUCUUGAUGCAGCCAACUGGCAACAACAUGAGCAGCAACAGAAUCAUCUUCAACAUCCGGGAAACGGUGGUUCCGUUUCUCAACAAUUGUUUCAAACACCACCACCAGCACCACCACAGACGGAGUCUCAACCUCAUGGAGGAGCAACAACCGGUGGAUCAAUUAGGCCGGGAUCGAUGACUGACAAGGCAAGGACGGCAAACAUGCCUAUGCCAGAAGCAGCACUGAAAUGUCCACGUUGUGAAUCAACCAACACAAAAUUCUGCUACUUCAACAACUACAGUCUCUCUCAGCCCAGACACUUCUGCAAGACUUGCAGAAGGUACUGGACAAGAGGGGGUGCUCUAAGGAAUGUCCCAGUUGGCGGAGGCUUCCGAAGAAACAAGAGAUCAAGCAAAAGUAGCAACAAUGGUAACUCAACAAAGUCUCCGGCUAGCUCUGACCGCCAAACCGGUAGUGCUAGUUCAACAACCUCAAUCACAUCCAAUAAUAAUCACUCGUCCGCCGAUAUAUUAGGCCUUACACCUCAAAUGUCAUCAUUAAGGUUCAUGACACCAUUACAUCAUAACUUCAAUAACCCUAAUGAUUAUGGAGGAGGAGAUUUAGGGUUAAACUAUGGAUUUAGUUACAUGGGAGGAGGAGGAGGAGUAGGAGAUUUAGGAAGUGCUUUAGUUGGUGGAAAUGGUAAUCCAAUUUUAUCUUCAAGUUCUUUGGAACAAUGGAGGAUGCCUAUGCCUAUGCCAAUGCCUCAACAACAUCAUCAAUUUCCAUUUUUGGCUAAUUUGGAGGGUUCAAAUGGUAAUUUAUACCCUUUUGAAGGAAAUGUUCAAAAUCAUGAGAUGAUAACAAGUGGUGGAUAUGUGAGGCCAAAGGUGAGUUCAACUUCUGGAAUUAUGACUCAACUAGCUUCUGUGAAAAUGGAAGAAAGUAUUAAUAGGGGCUUUUUGGGAAUUAAUACCAUCAAUAAUAAUAGUAAUCAAGGAAGUGAACAAUAUUGGAAUAGUGCUGUUGUUAUUGGUGGUAACUCUUCUGCAGCUAAUUGGAAUGAUCAUGUUUCUGGUUUUAGUUCUUCUUCUAAUACUACUAGCAAUCAAAUGUAGAAUUUUAUAGUGUUAUGUGUGUGAAGUGAAGCUUAUUAUGGUUUUGAAUAGUGGCUUCAAUUUGAGUACAUCAAUUGCUUAUUUAGAUCAACUGAAAACCCUAGGGAUAUGUUAACUUCUGUUUUUUUUCCUUCUUUUAAUUUGGUUUUUAUUCUUAUUUUUAUGAUGUUUUUCUAUCUCCUUUUAAUAGGUUUAGGUUACUUUGUAUGAGAAGGUGGAAUAUAUAUAUAGUAACAAUAUUGUGAGUUCAAAUUAUAUCAAAAAAAAUAUUGUGAGUUCAAAAAGGAAUGGAUAUUAUCAAUAUUUUGGGCUGAA
Molecule: messenger RNA, 1762 nt
Organism: Trifolium pratense (red clover)
Lineage: Eukaryota; Viridiplantae; Streptophyta; Magnoliopsida; Fabales; Fabaceae
Product: dof zinc finger protein DOF2.4-like
Exons: 2
Coding region: 320-1447 (375 amino acids)
Biological process (GO): regulation of DNA-templated transcription
Molecular function (GO): DNA binding; DNA-binding transcription factor activity
Source: RefSeq, a predicted model, not a curated record